AUCUUUGUCUGAAGGGGAAGAGGAAAAAAAAAGAAAAAAAAGAAAAGGAAAGGAAAAACCCAUCUUCUCUCUCUCUCUCUCUCUCUCUCUCUCUCUCUCUCACAUCUUUGUUCUUCAGAAAUUCUCUCUUGGUUGUUCACCCCCCUUGUUUUCUCUUUGCUUUUCAUUAAAGGAACACCCUUUUAUUUACCCUUUUUCCACUUCGUUUCCUUCACCAAUUCCCCCCUUCUCAACACCAACUUCAUUUAAUUUCCUGUUUCUGGGAACCAUUCUUUUGUUCUUCAAUUUCUGGAUUAGGGUUUUUAGAUUUGUGAUUUUUGCUUACAUGGGGUUGGGCAACGACGACGAUGCGGUGGCUGAAGAUGGUGAUUAUGGCGAUGCUGGAUGUGCUGCCGGUGGUGGGAAGUCUUUUGGUUCUGUUCCUUGCUCGAUCUGUCUUGAUGUUGUUGCUGAUUCUGGGGAUAGAUCUUGGGCUAAGCUUCAAUGUGGCCAUCAGUUUCAUCUUGAUUGUAUUGGUUCAGCAUUCAACAUUAAGGGGGCAAUGCAAUGUCCCAAUUGCCGGAAGGUUGAAAAAGGUCAAUGGCUUUAUGCUAAUGGAUGUAGGUCAUUUCCAGAUUUUAAUAUGGAUGAUUGGACACACGAGGAAGAUCUUUAUGAUCUAAGUUACUCGGAAAUGGCCUUCGGAGUUCAAUGGUGUCCUUUUGGCAGCUUAGCUCGACUUCCUUCUUCAUUUGAGGACGGUGACUUUUCCUCAACUGCCUAUCAUGACCUUUUGGGACAACAUGCUAUUUUCGCGGAGCAUACAGCAGUAUCAUCUGCAACUCAUCCUUGCCCGUAUAUUGCUUACUUCGGACCUAUUCAUCCCUCAUCAUCAAGUUCAAGUGCUUCUGAAGCUUCUAAUUUCAGUGGUCAUUGGAAUGGCCCAUCAGUUCCCAGUGAAAUACCAUCUUCUUAUGCCUUUCCUGCAGUGGAUCUUCAUUAUCAAAAUUGGGAGCACCAUUCACCACCCUUUUCCACAACAAACAAUCGUGUUCCUGGUGCUGAUCAGCCAUCAGUGCCAUCCGUUGCCCAAAGACCUGCUACUAGGGUCGGUUCUGAGCUACCAAGAUCUGGGAGUGUAUUGCAUCCCUUCCUCGUUGGUCAUAGUUCCGGUGCAAGGGUUGGGAGCUCAGUUGCUUCCUCAAUGAUUCCUCCCUAUCCUGGCAGCAAUGCACGUGCUCGUGACCGAGUUCAAGCUCUUCAAGCAUAUUAUCAACAACAACCUAGCACAACUGGAACCAUUCGCACACCUGCAAUUUCUGGUGGCAGAAGAUCCAGUAACCACAGAGGGCUUUCACAAGCACCCAUGGCCUCAUCAUCUGAGCAACCCAGUGGCUUCUAUUUCUACUCUUCAGCAUCGGCCGGUCGUAGUUUCCAACCGGAAAACGCCAUGCCAAAUCGCUUUCAUGCAUGGGAAAGAGAACACUUGCCUUCUUUUGGGUUGAGUCAGAUCGAUAGAGAUCCAGGCUGGGGAGAGAUUCAUCAGGGUGCAAGUGUUUCUGAUCCAAACAUCAGGUCCAGCAGCUUUCGUCAAAGGCACGGUUCAGAGAGAACAUCGUCGCAAAACUGGUCAUAGACCACAUCCAUCAUUUACUUAUCGUUUUAUGGUGAAGAAAAAAACUAUCACUAUUGAUGACUCCGAAACUGAAAUUUAUGUAAUGAUUGAAAUGAUAUGUAAUGGCUGAGUCUUUGAUGUGUCGAUAGACUCUAAAUGCUGUGAGAGCAGCCGAUAAAAAAAAACGCUCGUUUCGGGCUGCCUGGUUAGUGUGAUGAUGGACUUUCUUGAGUUUAUCUGCCCCUGGAGAUCAUAGAAUAACCUUAUGAAUUGGAUGGGAAAGCUGAGAUUUGUAUGUCACAUACUUGUUCCAUCCAAUCCAUAUGAUGUUCGGACUUAUUUGAGAGCCUCCAGAGGGUCAGAUUAUUAAAUUUGGUAAAUGUAUUCUUGCAGUGAUAGUUGAAAAUACAGUGUUUAUUUGUAAACAAUGAAAUGUGUUGAUUUCAGUAAUGUUAUGAGCAGGGCCAGCCUAUGGUUUUGGAUUCAAAUUUA
This is a messenger RNA of Cucumis sativus (cucumber), 2086 nucleotides long. Its product is annotated as E3 ubiquitin-protein ligase RFI2. NCBI's taxonomy places the organism in Eukaryota, Viridiplantae, Streptophyta, Magnoliopsida, Cucurbitales, Cucurbitaceae. The transcript is spliced from 6 exons. Bases 326 to 1615 code for a protein of 429 amino acids. The record is from RefSeq and is a predicted model, not a curated record. Gene Ontology annotation, molecular function: ubiquitin-protein transferase activity.